Molecule: messenger RNA, 6539 nt
Organism: Ornithorhynchus anatinus (platypus)
Lineage: Eukaryota; Metazoa; Chordata; Mammalia; Monotremata; Ornithorhynchidae
Gene: RRP1B
Product: ribosomal RNA processing 1B
Exons: 16
Coding region: 30-2288 (752 amino acids)
Biological process (GO): rRNA processing
Cellular component (GO): preribosome, large subunit precursor; preribosome, small subunit precursor; nucleus
Source: RefSeq, a predicted model, not a curated record
GCGUGCGGAGGGAUGGUGGAGCGGGCGCGAUGGCUGCCGCCCCGCCGCCGCCCGCCGAGAUCCAGUUCGCCCAGCGCCUGACGUCCAGCGAGAAGGGGACCCGAGAGCAGGCGGUGAGGAAGCUCCGCAGGUUCAUCGGCGUGAAGACGCAGACGGCGGCAGGAUUCAGUCAAGAGGAAUUACUGAAAAUAUGGAAAGGCCUCUUUUACUGCAUGUGGAUGCAAGAUCAGCCCCUCCUGCAAGAGGAACUAGCCGGUACUAUUUCUCAACUUAUCCAUGUCGUUGUUAACCUGGAAGCUCAGCACUUGUUCAUCCAGACCUUCUGGCAAACCAUGAAUCGGGAAUGGGAUGGCCUGGAGAGGCGGCACCUGGACAAAUUCCACCUGUUAACCCGGGUGGUACUGCGAGAGUCCUUUGAGGUACUGAAGAGAAAUGAUUGGGAAGACAGCCGGAUCAAGUUAUUUCUGGGUGUACUCAUGCAAGAAGUGGUGCACCCUGCGAAUCAUGCUUCCAAUGGAGUGAAAUUCCACUUUAUUGACAUCUACCUUGCUGAAUUGGCGAAAGUGGGAGCGGAGGAGCUCACGGCAGAUCAGAAUCUGAAGUUCAUUGAUCCGUUCUGCAAGAUUACCGCCAAGACUAAGGAUCCAGCCUUGGUGCAGACCAUAGCCCAGGGCAUCUUUGAAGCCAUCGUAGCUCAGUCUCCCUUUGCCGUUGAAGCCGCUGUGGAGGAGCGACAAGCGAAUGGGGACGGCGGGCUGCUGACGGAGGAGGAGGAGGUGCCUAAAAAAACGGCCAGUAGAAAAGCCAAAGCAGACAAAGAUUCCUCGAGGAAAGCCGGGUUAAACGUGGAAGAGGAGCCAAAGGUUCAAGUUGGCAGCUUUGAAAACAGUGGACCUGUACUCCAGUUUAACUAUAAGGCUGUGGCCGACCGGCUGUGUGAAAUGACCAGCAAAAAAAACAUCCCUCCCUUCAACAGGAGGCGGCUCUGCAAACUCAUCAGAAAAUUCCAGGAUCUAGCUGAAGGCAACUCCCCCAGAGACAGUCUCCCUGAAGAUGUUUCUGCCGACGAAGAUGAUGGCAUCUGCAGCCAGGGAAAGCCGAAGAAGAAGGAGGUCGCCCAUCUGGAGAAAGCUAAGAGGGAAAAAGAGAAUGACCGAGACAGAGAGGAGCCGUGCGACCCGGCCAAGGGAGGCCGCGAGGCCGGCCUGCGGAAAAGAAAAAGGAAAAAGAAGAAGCGCAAUGGCAGCCCCCGGCCCAAGGCCUCAGACGUGGAAGCCGCCGUCCCCCCAGAAGCGAAGGGGAGCGGCGAGCCUGCCUCUGAUGGGAGAAAAGGGCAGAAGCGGGAGGCCGAGGCCAGUGAGCCCGGAAGCGGAGUGUCUGGGCUCGGGGGCCGGGACGCUGGCCUCAGCAAGGAGGGCCUCCCGGCAGACACCAGAAGGAAGAGGCCGGAGGAGCACGGUGAGGGGUCCCAGGAAGAGCUGGUGGAGGCCGCGGUGCCCCCUGCUGCCCCCUCCGCCUUGGCAAACGGCGCCGCCCAGGAGCCUGUGCCCAACGGGCCCCCGGCCGUCCAGGUGAAGUCUGCGAGAAAGAAGCAGCGGUUCGCGGCCCUGGCCAUCAACGGCAAUGGCCUUUCUCCACACGUCACAGCCCAGUCCCUGCCGAAGAGAAUGCCGGCGAGUUUGGCCGGGGCCGGCGGCCCCCAGGCUCCCUUGCCCCAGAAAGUCAAGGUCAGGGAAAAAAAGACAAAGCUGGUCUUUCUGGACCCAGUCAUUCCAUGCGGUGAGAAGCCCGGGCUCCUGAAGAAGAGGAAGAAAGCGAAGCGGACCUUAAACUCGGGGGAAACUAAUGGAGGCCUGGAGCCCACUGCCAAGACUAACGAGAGCAGCGGGACUUACGGCCCGGCGAAGAAAGCAAAGCUGAAGACCGAGAAUGAUUUUGUGAAGUUUGAAAGCACAGCGUUACCGAAGCCCGUGUUCUUCAGGAAAGCCAAAAGCAAUGCCAGCAUCUCCUCCCCGACCCCGACCGUUCAGUCAGGCCAGAAGCUGCCGUCCACCUCCAAAAAGGUCACCUUUGGCCUAAACAAGAACAUGACUGCUGAAUUCAGGAAGACCGACAAGAGUAUCCUGGUGAGUCCUUCUGGACCCUCCAGAGUGGCUUUUAAUCCCAAGAGGAAGCCUCUCCACGGAGUGCUGAAGACCCCUACAGGUUCACCUUCAGAAACUCCCCUAAUGAAUAAGAAAUCACUCUUCCCUCCUCAGAGAAGACCAACUGCAAUGGACUUCUUUUAAGCAUAGCAGUGUUCCUCUCCGUCUCUUGGGACGAUUUCUUUUUGUACAGAAGACUCUGUAAAUUAUGACUUUGAAAUUUUGGGCCCUUUAUAUUAUUGUUAUUUUAUAAAUUGCUAUAUAUUGUACAUAAACGGUCUGGUUUUACUCUGUGACACUGCUGUGUUACUAUCUCUUCUCUAGGGUCAUUGAGACAUCACGUUGCAUCGGUCGCUCGGACCCUCGGGGAUUUGCAUUUGUGAGCGUGUGCGUGUGGGCGCUGUUGCCUGACACGCAUCCUGUCUCUUGUCGGUAACAUAGUCGAUCCUGGCACGGACUCACCGGGCAGCACAAGCGCAUUUAUUCACUUCCCAAAGGGAGGGCGACAAGUCUCUUCUGGGCCCGACCAGCAACUGACUGCCUGAACUCCCCAUCCUUAGCGCUUUCUUCCCUCUCCCCAUAGGUGGGGCCCAGAUCGUCGGGCCCUGUCCCGUCCUCCCUCCCAUCCUGCUUGCCCUGCCCUGUACCACCCCAACCCCUACUGAGCACGUCCGGUGGCAUCUUCUCUUUUUUUCUACCGUUCCCAUAGUUCAUCUUGUGGCUUCGUCACUAGCUGAGGUAGCCUCUCUGUCACUUUCUGUGGUGAAGUUGGCGGUUGAGUUUCCAACUGUUCUGUCUUUUCCUGAUACUCAUUCGUCACGGGCAAGUCCCUGAUGCCAACGUCGCAUUUUUAAGAGAGCACAUCGAUGGGCAUAAUUUGCAUUUUUGAGGUGGUGUUUCAGUGGGAAACAGUGGGGGGGGCGGGGCAGGCAUUGGAGGGUGUUCGAACCCCCAUAUGUAUGGUACACUCGUCCUUGAAAAUUGAGAUGAGCAAAAGCCAGAAUCAGAAUACGACAGUAAAUGUCGCCAACGGUCCAAACGUACAAUGUAAUGACAAAGUAGAGUCUUGCCUACAAAAGGUUGUUUAUUGAUGGCAAGAUAUAGGUGACAUUCUGGGUGGUAUCGAGUGAUGGUGAAUUGAUGAAGGAUCUCUGAAUCAUGGAGUUUAUGGUGAUGAAGUGUCUCUGAAUCGUGAAGUUUAUGCAACAUUGUUGAUGCUGUAACGUCUCCUAAGCUAAAACUAUCUCCUGGAAAGCGUAGAGCAAGUAUUAACUCCAGAGUUCAUGUUUCAUCCUCCAGUGUCUUGCUUUGCACAGCCUCCUCAAGUGCACAAUUGGCUAUGCUAGAACAAGAGGCUUCUGUAUGUUUGUGUAAAUAGAGCCUUUUAAAAAGUCUAGGAAUAGGUUCCAGUGCACCGCUACUUAACUGCUGUGUGGGGAAUACUGACCGAUGGAUUUCUGGCUCUAAUUGGGCUCUGGAUUUUUUUGAAAUAUACCUCUGGUGUCGCUUUUCUCAAAGGAGCCUGUUACUAAUUUCUUUCAGUCUUUGGACUACACCGUAAUAUUUUUGUGCAUGUCCAUAAAUCAAAUCUUUUCUCUUUGCUCUGUUUCCCUUCAUUCCUGCAUCGACUUCCUGAGCUCUGGUUACCAUCUGCUCCACAUCCUUAAGCUGCUAAGAAAGAGCCAAAGCCAACUUUCUGACCGCUACCAUCAUCGAUGGUAUUUAGUGGUCCCUUACUGUGUACAGAGCACUGAAAUGAGUGCUUGGGAGAGUUCAAUUGUACUUUUAAUUGUGGUCUCCAUAUCCCGCCAUUUCCACCCUGCAGCCCCUUUUGGACUGAAUUCAUAGGGCAUCAUCUGUGCUGGUGGGCACAGCCCUCUUCCUCUACCCUCUUUCCUCUGCAGUUUCGUUUUACGUCACUUUCCCUUAAUGACCUGAACACUCAAGCCCAAGAUUUGGCCAUCCCUGGAAGGAAUGGAGUUUACUCUUCUACACUGUUCAAGCAAGAGGCUUCUGGAAAAGCAUAGCUGUUGGUUACCAAGGAAGCCGGGCAGGCUGGAUCUGUGCCUCAGGAUCAGUGAGGUACAGGUCCAAUAUACUUCUGUCCUCCGGUGGCCACAGGUUUAUCCGGAAACCAAAAUGGAUUCCGCGAAAGUUUCGCUGCGUUCAGCUUUGUCUUAAUUUGCCUCCUACUGGUUUUUUUGUUGGCUUUGUUUUUUUGAAACUCCUGGGUUUGAGAAGCGGGCAGGCCUCAAGAAGCAAGCAGCUUUGGGGAGCCUGUGUGCGUCAGUUAACUUUACAUUGUCACCCCUAGUUUUUUUCUAAAAACCUUAAGUCUCAAAUGCUAGUCACUUUUAGAAAGUUAAAUCUUAUCUAAAGAUUUCAUUUGCUCAAAGGACGCUAGUCCUUUGCUCUCGGGAAACCAAGUCUGUGAUGUGCUCACAUAGUAGGGAAAGGCUAACUCUGCCUCGGGCCUCAGGGUUUCAAUGAGCUAUGGCUUCAGAAUGGGACUUCUUGCAUUCCCUUCUGGCAGUCUGAGGAUUCUCCAGCCCGCAAGGCCUAACUCCUCGUCUUGAGAGCUGUUAAAAAUAGCAGAUGGUUGUCAGCCUUCCGUGGAGCGCCGCAGAGUGACUAUUUUCUCAUUCAGCCACCCUGUGGGAAUCAUAUGCCACAUAACUCCCUAAGUGACAGAAUUCUUCUGCAGUCUCUACAGAACCCAACGGUUUUCUGAAAUUCCCCAUCGCGUUUGGGUAAUUGCCAGUGGAUACUGCUGUUGAGAUGCCUGGCAAACUUGGCAGACAAGUGAUUUUGAAAAAUCUUUUAUUUUGUUGCUUUUCACGCGACUGUCAAAAUGAGGCGCUUUCCUGUUUUUGUCUUUUUGAAUUUCAUGAUAAAUGCCGGCAGUGGGGGAUUUUAACCUCAGAGUCUGGCGAAGACACCAUCAUCAAAUGAUGCAUGUGUAUUAUUUGGUUUCAUGUAAGGAAGUGAUUAGUAAAGAGGGGAAACCUUUUGGGUCUUGAUAGACACUUGCUUUGCCUGGUGAAGAUUUAAGCUGAUGAGACCCCAGAGGAAAGAAUGAGUUAAUACUGCUAAUCUUGCCCAUUGAUACAAGUACGUUUUUUAUUGUAAAUGCAUGGUUUGAAAUGCAUUCCAUUUGAGAUACAAUUUGGGUAUAGAUACAUUCACAGUUUGACUGUUCUAUGAGAGGUAGAAUUUGAGGUUCAACUGUUGAAAGUUAAAAAAAAAAAAAAAACUUUUAUCAUUUGUAAUCUUGACCUCUUGAAAUCCCGCAAAUUGUGUCUUUGAAAUCUAUCUUUCAUUCAGCACUUGAGUCCAGGGUCUCACCAGCGUACCUGCUGUGUAAACCCUUUGUAAACCCAAAGAUGCUAAUAUGCGCAGGAGGUUCUGAGGCAAAGAGGGGGCCGUUAGCCACCAGUGAAUAGUAAUGCCCAGAAGUUGUCCAUGCUGUAUCUGUACUUUCCCUGGUGUGACGUGGUAGAAAUGGCCCCGGGUCCAAUACACAUUCUUGGUCUCGAGUGGUAGCAGUUGUGUCCAGAGACCAAGUGGGAAACCAGGCCAUUCGUCUCCAUCCGUCUGGACUUGCUCCCUAUUGUGUGUACUUGGUUCUUUGGCAAGGAGAUGCCCUAAAGAAUGGCCGCCAAGAAAGGGGAGACGUAUACACAUAGGGAAGAAAUGUUUUUGCAUAAAGUUGGGUCUGUUUUAAAAGUUAGUGAUGGUUGUUCUCCUUUUUCUACCUAAAACCAGAGUUUUUAAAAACAAAUGUCCCUGAAAGGUGUGGGAUUCCAUUAUUUCUGGUUUUAAAAAAGAUGAAAAACACAGUAAGGGCUUGUUAAAUGUUUUAUCGUUUUCUGCUGGAAAACAAGCACCUAACCUGGGGAAAGACAAGUGGGUGGAGGAGACUUGCUAAAGAGCCUAACUGCCUCUGCCACACAUGUGUACACACCCCCUUUUCCCCCUUUUCUCCACCUCCCAGCCCCACCCAAAGCCCCCCAGGGCUGGGCAGAGCCCCAUAAUAAUCACUCACCCCCUAGCUCCCAACCAGGGCAGACCCCAGAAGUUGCUCAGCCCAGGGCCCUGUUUUGUAACCAAAAAGCCCUGGCUAGGUCUGCCAAGUAUGUUAGAAGCUCCAAACGUACGAAGUUCUGGGAGUUGAUUCGAAAUGCUGUAUUUUGUGUAAAAAGAAGUUAACUUUACGCGGGUCUGGUCAGUUUUGUACAAUUUUGUAUCAGAUGUCUAAAGAUUUAUUAAUGUUUGUAACUUUCAAUAGAGUAAAAGCACAAAAAAUAGCAGAAUGGGAAAGUUAAGGGGUUUGGGAGGGAUUUUUUUGCAUUGGAGUUUUUGAUCUUGGAACGUUAUAAAAUUGGAUUUAAUCUA